CUCAGCUGUUAUGGCGGCCGUUAGAUGAAUCUCGGGAAAAUUAGCAAUUUGCGCCUGCGUUGCAGAGUGAUUCUUGUUUCCGGUUCGAAAAAAUAACUUUGUACAUUGUACUAUUUCAUGGAAAUUUUGUCCUGAUGUUGAUCUUUACUGAAACAGAUUAUGUCAACGACAGUGUGCCUAACCCAAGUUUUAGAUAAAGAGGAACUUUUAAAUGGAUUAAGUUUACAUUUCAGUAAUGAUGAGGAUGAAGUAUCUAGAGCUGCAGAGGAGAUAGAGUUUGAUGAUUGCUCUAAAGGUCUUGGUAUAAAGAUCUGUGGUGGCUGUAGUUUAGAUGGCAGACAAGACAAUGGUAUCUUUGUGAAGAGAGUUUUACCAGGAGGACUGGCUGAUAUUGAUGGUCGUCUGCAGGCAGGUGACCAUGUAUUGAGAGUUAAUGAUGAAAGUUUGGAAGGUGUUACAAAUGAGAGGGCGGUAGCUAUACUGCGUCAGGCUUCAGCUACUAAUCAUGUAGUCAUGGUGAUUUGUAGAGAUCAAAUAGCAAGGAAUGAAUUCCAAGAGAUCCUUGAGAAACAGAAUGGGUACAGUUUUCCAUGUACACCUAUUCCUAAUGAUUCUCAAAACAGGUCUACAUCAAGGGCAACAACUCCAUCUGGAUAUGGCACAGAUACACAUAGAAAAUCCCCUAAUGUGGACCAAGACAGUUCACUCAGUGAUGGCAAAAAUAGUCCCAGAGAAAUCUCAGGUUCCAGUUCUAGUCCCAGAUAUUCUUCACAGAUAAAUGGUAGUAGCAGCAGUGAGGAACAUUCAAAGUGUAAUGGGGUUCCAAAAAGGACACAUAGUGAUCCUCAGUAUCGCAUAAUGAUCCCAAGUAUGGCCUCAACCCCACAGGUCAAAGGUUCUGUAGGAUCCAGACCAAGAGAUAGUUUAUGCUCUGUAUCCUCCAUGUUACCCCCAGAGGAUAUAUCUCCUGUCCCUGGGGUCAGACCCUUGCAUGGGUUAUCAAACAGCGACGCAUCAUCAGUGUUCACUCACCAGAGUCAUAGCCGAUUACCAAAGUCUAAAGACAUGUCCCAAUCACGCAAACUGUCCCUAGAUCCACAUGUACGAUUAAAGAUAGACAAAUUGGAAGUUGCAUUGCAGUAUCUUGGACUGGAACCUAAUGCUGAACAACAGUCAAUAAUGAGAAAGAGGCUACAUGUGGACUCAUCUGGGACUGUCAACUACGGAGAUUUUGUUGUGAUUGCCAAGGAAGUAUUCCGUCAUGAGUUAGAAGAGCGGAACAUUACAACAGGGGCUAUGUUAUUUGCUGCCAGUGAUCUGACUGAUUUAGUUGAUCCACCCCCUUUCAGACCUGAGAUGAGUAACAUAACAGACAUUCCAGAAAAAGAAGAUAUUGAAUCUCUUCGUCUUGAAAGGGAUCAGUUGAGAGAUGAAGUUCAAAGGUUAAAGAAUGCUUUAAGUGAAAAAGACCACUACCAAACUGUUGCUGAAGGAGAGUUGGCCAGAAUUAAAAAGAGAGCUAUAGGAGCAGUUGAUGAAACCAGGUCACUCAGAGACAAAGUACAGCUAGCUGAACAAGCUCAGAGGGCUGCGAGAAGUAUGGAACAGGAUUAUGAGGAGGUUGUCCAGUUAUUGGAGAAAGAAAUUGCAAAACUAAAGCAACAGUUACGAUUUCAAGGGGAAGUUAAUCCAGCUACACAACAAAAGAUAGCAGUGUUGACCUGUCAGCUGAGAAAGUCAGAAGCAGGCAGGAAGACAUAUGAAGUGGCUACAGAAAAGUUGUUACAGUUUGCAGAGAAUGUACAUGAAAUAAUGACAGGAGGCAGUAAUGUGUUGUCUAUUAGACAGCAAGGUGAAGUCGCUAGAGGAAACAAACCCCCUGCUUAUCUAAGUAAACAUAAAAAGUUAUCACCAAAGACAAUAGCUGCUGAAGCCAAAGAAGUUGUUUGUGCUGUGAGAUCUAUUAUUGAAGCUGAACCUUUACCGUAUGGUUGGGAAGAAGCCUAUACUGCUGAUGGCAUGAAGUAUUACCUAAACCAUUCAACACAGAUUACGACCUGGUCUCAUCCUAGAUCUGGUGUACAGCAAUUUGCUACCAUACAGGUUAGCAAGAACAAAGAAGAACAAACAGAACUGAAGCAUACAGCAUCAUGAUAAUAGACAUUUUAUUGUAUGUGUGUGUUUCAAGCAAGGAUAUGAUUAUAUUGCUAGCAAUUGUUUUGAAUUCCAAAUAUUGUGAAUUUUAAGAUUAAAAUAUCUUUAAAUAUUGUGAAUUUUAAGAUUAAAAUAUCUUUUAGAUGUAUAGAGGGAUAAGUUAGACAUAUAUAUAUGUGUACUACCUGCUAGAUAAUAUAUAUCUUCACAUGUAAGGAAUCUUAACGAUUUGAAUACUGUAAACCAACUUAUUUUUUGCUGAUACUUUAUUUCGCGUUUAUCCCCUCUAUACCACUUGGCGGCGAUUUAAUUUCGCAAUGUUCUUAUUUAUAAUAUGUAGUUCCAUAAGGCAAGAUCCGAGUUUUACAAAUUCACGACGAUUUAUAUUUGUAUUUUUUUUCUACUCGCGAAAGAUGCAAAAAUAAAUUGCUCGCGAAAAUUAGUUGGUUUACAGUUAUUUAAGCAGAAUAUUAAUAGAAUUUCUCAGUCUGCACCAUUAACCACUAGUCCAAUACCCUAGAUUAGGAAAACACUUUUUGGGACUAAUAAGUUGUUUCAAAAUCUGUUUAGAAAAAUAUCAGAAUAUUGGACUAGUCUUUGGAAAAAUAUGUGGUGCAGACUGUAUUUUAAUAUUGAUAAGAUAAAUUGUAUGGUCCCCUCAUUAAUAUUAUAUCUGGUUAUUUUAGAAAAAUUGAAAUUGCUAAUUGUUGUGUACAGUGAACAGGCAUUUAUUGUGAUUAAAUCUGUUUUUUUAAUGUCUAGUUAGUGUGAUAUGAAAUAAUAUCAAUUGACUACUUUGGCAUAGUGUUGACCUUUUUUUG
This is a messenger RNA of Mytilus trossulus (common blue mussel), 2975 nucleotides long. Its product is annotated as syntaxin-binding protein 4-like. The coding region runs from base 160 to 2154 and encodes 664 amino acids. The record is from RefSeq and is a predicted model, not a curated record. The transcript is spliced from 20 exons. Gene Ontology annotation, molecular function: protein binding. Lineage: Eukaryota; Metazoa; Mollusca; Bivalvia; Mytilida; Mytilidae.